This is a messenger RNA of Glycine soja, 1060 nucleotides long. Its product is annotated as ras-related protein RABA6b-like. The coding region runs from base 246 to 902 and encodes 218 amino acids. Gene Ontology annotation, cellular component: endosome. The transcript has 2 exons. Gene Ontology annotation, molecular function: GTP binding; GTPase activity. The record is from RefSeq and is a predicted model, not a curated record. NCBI's taxonomy places the organism in Eukaryota, Viridiplantae, Streptophyta, Magnoliopsida, Fabales, Fabaceae.
UAACCGUGUAUAAAUAUAUGAUCAUGACAUGACUCUGCACCCCGUUUAUUAACAGCCUUCUCCCUUGUCAGUGCUAUAUAGUUUCAUUAAUUAUCCAAAAUAUUAUUUGGCUUCAAGAGUUUAUCAAUUCUUUCUCACCUCACCUUCUCAAUAGCUUUGUUUCUUUUUGAUUAAUUUGACUCUCCUCUUUGAAAGGGAGGAAGAAGGGUUGAGAGACAAAUUAAGAGUCAUUGGAAUUUUCAUAUAUGGCUGUGGCUGAUGCAUUUGAUGAGCAGUGUGAUUACUUGUUCAAGGCUGUUCUAAUUGGGGACUCAGGAGUUGGGAAGUCAAAUUUGAUAUCAAGGUUUGCAAAAGAUGAAUUCAGGUUGGAUUCCAAGCCAACCAUAGGUGUGGAAUUUGCAUACAGAAACAUCAAGGUCAGGGACAAGCUCAUCAAAGCACAAAUAUGGGACACUGCCGGCCAAGAGAGGUUUAGAGCUAUCACAAGCUCAUACUACAGAGGAGCCUUGGGGGCAAUGCUAGUGUAUGACAUAACCAAGAGAGCAACUUUUGUGAAUGUAGGAAAAUGGCUUCAUGAGUUGAGAGAGUUUGGAGGAGAAGACAUGGUGGUUGUUUUGGUGGGAAACAAAUCUGAUUUGGAUCAAUCAAGGCAAGUUGAGAGAGAAGAAGGAAAAGUGUUUGCAGAAACAGAAGAGUUAUGCUUCAUGGAAACCUCUGCUUUGCAGAAUCUGAAUGUUGAUGAAGCAUUCUUGGAAAUGAUCACUAAGAUUCAUGACAUCAUAAGCCAGAAAAGUUUGGAAACCAAAAUGAAUGGCACAGCAUUAAAUCUUCCUAGUGGGAAGGAGAUUCAUAUAGCUGAUGAAGUUACUGCUACUAAACAAGCUAAAUAUUGUUGUUCAUGAUUAUAGCUUGCAUGAUGAAAUUUUGCUAUUUUACAAGUAUCUUUGAUCAACUCAGAUGUUGAUUCUUCCUUUUUAAUUUCCCCCCUUUCUUUUUAGUUUUUCUUUGAUAUAUGAUCUCCUGGUAAUUUUUUUAGAAGUGAUGAAUUAUAUUGUUUAUC